GGGUCCAUUCUAACUUAUGCCCCUCCCCCAUGCAAUGGACCACGCACACCACAGCGGAAUGAACCACAGCAGCAUGGCGAUGGAUCACAGUGGGAUGGACCACAGUGGGAUGGACCACAGCGCCAUGGACCACAGCGCCAUGGACCACAGCAAGAUGGACCACAGCACCGGGAAGAUGGGUCACCAUAUGAUGGCGAUGACCUUCAACUUCGAAUACACCAACGUGGAGCUCCUCUUCUCCGGAUUGGUCAUCAACUCAGCAGGAGCGAUGGCGGGGGCCUGCGUGGUUGUGUUCUUAUUGGCUCUGCUGUACGAGGGGCUGAAGAUCGGUCGCGAGGCGUUGCUCCGGCGCAGUCAGGUCAACGUCCGCUACAACUCCAUGCCGGUCCCUGGAGGGGAGGGGACGGUGCUGGUGGAGACCCACAAGACUGUCGGCCAGCGGAUGCUGAGUGUGCCUCACCUGGUCCAGACGCUGCUGCACGUGCUCCAGGUCAGCGUGUCCUACCUGCUCAUGCUGAUCUUCAUGACCUACAACGGCUUCCUGUGCAUCGCCGUGGCCCUCGGCGCGGGAGCCGGAUACUUCCUGUUCAGCUGGCGCAAAGCGGUGGUCGUCGACAUCACGGAGCACUGUCACUAACCCCUGGCUGUCACUAGCGGCUAACUAGCAGCUUGCGGUCAAUAACCGCUAGCUAGCUGUCACUAGAGGUUUUACUAGCUGCUAGGGCAUUUUUAUUUUGUUAAAUUUUUGGUUGAUUUUCUUUUUAAUCGUCUGAUUUUAAAAUUAUAAAAGUAGUUACCUGUGCAAUACCAUCACAGCAGCUAUAGUGUGUUAUAGCUAGCAAGCUAGUUUAAACUACUGUAGGCCUGUUAUGGCUAGCAAGCUGAAAGUAGUUGAACUUGUUAGCUGGUUUAGCAAGAAUCAACCUCUAUGUAGCUGGUAACUGUUAUAGCAGGCUAGUUAGCCUGAUAUGGUUACAUUAACAGUUGGCCAAUCAAGAGAAGUGGGGACAUUGGUUGUCUGUCUGUUUACACCAAUCAGCUAGCAAAUGUAGCCAGCUAGCAUUAGCAUGGCAGCUGAUGAUUUAUAGCAUUUAGUUUGAAGGGACAAUCAUGAACUAAACAUGUGGAGGCUAGUGGAGUAGUAGGUGCUAUUGAUGAAUGAUUUGAUUAACAUUUUACAUUUAUUUUAAACACUAACAUUUAAAUCCACAUAUAUAUAUUGAUGUUAUAAAUGCUGAAGCUUUGCCAUGCUAGUAAUUGAACAAGCUGGCUGCGAUGUUGGUAAUCGAGCUGACAUCUUAUUCAGGCCUUAUUCAGGCCUAUUUCAGAGCAGGUACAUUUACAUUUAAAGCUGUCGACAGGUUUGAGGAAUAACAAUCAACCUACACCUUAAAAUGAUUUGCCAAUUUUAGCGCCAAAUCAUGUCAAAUUUAGCCAGAAAAUGGCAAUCUGUGUUUUGCCAACACACACCAUACCAAACUACUAGCAUUUGAUAUCCCUUAGUCGUAGCAAGUUGUUUUUUUCUUUUCUUAUAGGAUGCAACACUAAAUCGCCUUAAUAUUAAAUAAUAUUAAAAAUAACAUUUAACAAAUGUGCAAAUUGUGUCUUAAAGAAAACAUGAAGAAAGUAAACGCAGCAGGGUGUCACACCGUUGUUUAAGUAUAUCUCUCUAUAUAUAUAUAUAUUUAGAGUUGUAUUGUUGAAGUGAAGGAGAGGGGUGGCUAAAUGUCAAAACAGGAACUGAUUCAGGCAACCAGUAAAACAUGAAGUAUAACACAUAAAUGGUGCGUUUGGUUUGUUUUCUAACUCAACAGCGGACUCUGGCUGCUGGUUACUAAUGCCAUUGAGUUAUACAAAUGAAAUCAGAUGUCUGUUCUUUAGAAAAGUCAAAAUGUAUUUUCUUUUUGUACAAAAUAAUUCUUAAUAUAAAAUGGUAGUUGAUGUUGAUAAAAAUCUCGUAUGAGCAAAGUUUUAGUAAAAUGUCGAUUUAGAAGAAUACUGAAUAUUGUGGAGUAUGUAAAUGUUUAUCAAAAAAUAAAGAU
Messenger RNA from Gadus chalcogrammus (walleye pollock), 2042 nucleotides. Its product is annotated as high affinity copper uptake protein 1-like. Bases 17 to 637 code for a protein of 206 amino acids. Gene Ontology annotation, cellular component: membrane. Gene Ontology annotation, molecular function: copper ion transmembrane transporter activity. The record is from RefSeq and is a predicted model, not a curated record. Gene Ontology annotation, biological process: copper ion transmembrane transport. The transcript is spliced from 5 exons. Lineage: Eukaryota; Metazoa; Chordata; Actinopteri; Gadiformes; Gadidae.